AUGGAUAUCUCUCGAGAGAGUGCAUUACAAGCAGCAUCAGCUGCCAACAUCAUCUCAAAGUUCGUGGCUUAUGAGCAAGUGCAAACUCUCUCGGAUCUACGUGGUACCCUGUUCGAACCUAUUGUCAAUGGGAAACAAGGGUCUCUUCGGCUGGAUGCAAGUCGUACUGGUGUGGUGGUGUUGUGUCCUUCCGCAGUCCUUCUUACAACAGAGACGGCCUUUUCAAUGGUUAAAGAGCUGAUCGAGACGACGCAGUCUGGAUCAAUCGUACUCGUUCUCUGUGGUGGCAUUGGUCACUCAACUCAGUUGAUGCAUGAUGCUAUAUCUCGUCAUCCCAGGUACAGCCGCAUCUCUGAUCGGCUCCGCACGCUACCAGAGGCUCGCAUGCUUGAGGCUAUUGCGGAACAAUUCUGGCAACUGAGGGUCGACAGUGGCACACAAGCUUCCAUGGAAACCGCCACAAGAGAGAGACUGACGAUUUUGGUUGAGGACACAUCGACUAAUUGUGCACUCAAUGCCGUGAACACGAGAAAGUUGCUAGACGCCAACGGUUACACAUCGCCGCAUUCCAUUGUGGUUGCCCAGGAUCCCACCAUGUGUCGGCGUACCGUUGCUGCAUUUGAGCAAGUCUAUGCUAAUAAGGCCGAUGAGACUCCCGUGCUCAGAAGCUGGCCGACGUUUGUACCAAAGGUGUUGCUUACAGAUUCUCCGUCGCCAGAAAAUACUGGAGGUCUCACGUCACUCCUGUCCUACGAUUUCUCAGACUCCGAAGACAAUCGCAAGACGGACCUUUGGGGCAUGGACCGACUCAUGUCUCUACUGGUAGGAGAAAUCCCACGAAUGAGAGACGAUGAAAAUGGGUAUGGGCCACGAGGCAAAGGGUCGAUUGUGCAUGUCGAUAUCCCAAAGCAAGUCGAAGACGCCUGGAAGUUACUUUACGAUUUGCUUGGUCAGAGCGUGCGAUAA
Messenger RNA from Fusarium pseudograminearum CS3096, 966 nucleotides. RefSeq lists its product as uncharacterized. The transcript has 2 exons. The coding region runs from base 1 to 966 and encodes 321 amino acids. NCBI's taxonomy places the organism in Eukaryota, Fungi, Ascomycota, Sordariomycetes, Hypocreales, Nectriaceae. The record is from RefSeq and is a predicted model, not a curated record. Gene Ontology annotation, cellular component: plasma membrane.